AUGAUCAAGCUGCAUGUGUCAAAUAUUAUACGCUUUAAGAUCCGAGUCGAUUCGCGGCUAAAAAUCAACAAACCAUCGAUCGGCAUGGCAUAUCUUCAUCUUGCGCAUACGUUGGCAGAUGCUUUCAACGCCCUUGCUGAUGAAGUUCAGACCUUGACAGAUCGAAAGACUGUCUUGGAGCACAAGUUACGCUUUGCUCAUGAACAGUGGCCCUCGACACUGUCACACAGCCCGGCUUUCCCCUUUGCUCUCUUCCUUGGCCGCGCAAGCUCCAAACAUCGUUUCGGCGAUACCGGAGCGGAGCUGUUGAGCGUCUUCCCCUCCCAAUUCCAAUAUCUGGCUGACAAAUAUGCUCCGGCCGCACCUGAAAUAGCCGAUACCCUGGCUAAGCUCCAGAUACCUCCAAAUACACCUCUUGAUAAUUCAUUACCUGUUCCUCUACCUCUGCCAAGCUCGUACAGCUCCGGCUCCCAACAUCAGCUUGCCCUCGUCAUCCGUGACGGACGUCGAGUAGCUAAUCAGCUCGCCUCGCUUGGUGAAGCGAGUAAAACCACUGCCUCUAGCCGCGAGACUGAGUCGCAACUUUCCCACGUAGCCACCUCCAUGUCGACCGCGCUAGAACAAGACUUCACGGUCCAAGGAAAGAAGGGCCAUCUUCAAUGCCCGUUCUCCAAGCCCGCCACGGCCAGCGGCUCUGGGGCCCACGAUGAUGAUGCGCAGGACACCACUCCGCACCACUCGGCGGACCCCAUCUGCGCAGCCAUGUACGAAGAAUCUGCAUCUCAGCAAGCUCGAACAAAUGUGUCCUCAGCCAUCAAGUGUCCCAUCCGCUACAUGGAUAAGCACUCUGCACAGGAGAUCGCCCACUAUGUCGAGACGCAUAAGCAUGAACUCCCUCGCAGCCAUGAAGUUUGCCUCCGCCGGUACCAGCGUGACGAAGAUCAGAAGAAGAUAGAUUCUAAAUAUGGCGACAUUGUGAGCAUGAUUGAGGGCUUGGGCCAGUUGCAUGCACCCAUGUUGCCUGAAGCAGAGGACGAUCCGAACCGACCAAGUGAUGUCGCCCAGCCUUCUAACGAGAGGGUUGAGAACUGGGCACAAGCUGUUAGCGUAAACUCAGAUCCCGACCACACUCAGGUACCAACCCAGGAGGAUGGGGACCGACAAAGUCACUUCGAUCGACCACUCAAGGAGGUGCGAGUAGGGGAGUCCCCUAGUAGACCAUGGGGAAUAUCGAUUCCAGUCUAUGAACUUUCGGGUCAGGGCGAUGAUCAACCUAUGUCACCACCACCGGCGCCAGUUUGUAUGCCAGUCUCAGCUCAAACCACACCCAGCGCCCAAGAAUCUACCAAAAACAUGCCUGGCAAAUGCCCCUUCGACCACACAAAGCUGGCUGCUAUGGGCAUAUCUAUGCCGUCGAACCAUGAUGCAUCAUCAGUACACAUCUCGCACCAAGGACCGGAACACCCCCGAUCUCUCUCGCCCACCAAGGAAGAAAACGGUCCUCCUCCACCACUCCAUCAACACACAACACCACCUCAACCUACUUUCAUCAACCCCGACAUGAUCAAGGGGACAGGCAACGGACCACAGAUGAUUUUCACGGGGCCUGUAUUUAUUGGCUAUCCGAUGGAACAGGCGAUGCAGUUUAUGAACCAAUACAGAGGGAAUCAGUGAUUCCAUCCAUAGUAUUGGCAAUGUUUUUAUUUUUCAGUUUGCAUCAAAAGAAGAAUGCAUAAGCGAAGGCGUUGGCGCAUUUGAUUUAUUGGGAUGCUAGCGAUGUCUGAAUUUGAAUGGUAUGAAGCAGCCGCAAGAGAGCUGCAAUGCAAGUAACAUUGAUUGCAAACUUUGAUUCCAGUACAGCGACGUGAUAUCCAAACCUGGCUCUUAUAGCACAAACAAUUGCUU
Molecule: messenger RNA, 1905 nt
Organism: Fusarium graminearum PH-1
Lineage: Eukaryota; Fungi; Ascomycota; Sordariomycetes; Hypocreales; Nectriaceae
Exons: 5
Coding region: 1-1674 (557 amino acids)
Source: RefSeq, a predicted model, not a curated record